AUGCAAGCAACUUCCCAUGCAUUGUCACCUCCCGGCCAAUUUCCGGUGCAGCUGAACCGUGAAGAUUGCGAUGUUGUGGCAAAGGCUGCUCUGGAGUACGCCAAAAGCCUCAAGCUCGCCGGAGAUGGAGACCAGUGGAGUGAUCUACUUGGGACCAACAUUGGUAGUCGGACUUUCAAGUUGCCUGACCCGAUGAAAGACUCUGAAUCGGGUACUACAGCACAGGUGUACAAAUCCAAUAAACGCAAAGAACUUGUAAAAGUGGGAUACAGAAUACUUGGAAACAUAGGAGACCAGUGGAGUGAUCUACUUGGGACCAACAUUGGUAGUCGGACUUUCAAGUUGCCUGACCCGAUGUACUACAUUAGUUGA
Molecule: messenger RNA, 372 nt
Organism: Ilex paraguariensis (yerba mate)
Lineage: Eukaryota; Viridiplantae; Streptophyta; Magnoliopsida; Aquifoliales; Aquifoliaceae
Source: the annotation of a GenBank genome assembly